AUGCAUCUCAGCGCCUACUUCGGUCUUCUUUCCUUCGCCGUCUCGGCCGUGGCCGUCCCGACCGGCCAGCAGCCUCACUCGAGCCGCUCCAUUGACAACCUCAAGUCGCACAUCAAGAAUGUGGUCAUCCUUGUCAUGGAGAACCGCUCCUUUGACAACAUCCUCGGCGGUCAGACCUUGAAGGGCCUCGAGAACCCCCUCCAGAACGGCCCGUUUUGCAACCCGUUCAACCUGACCGAUGCCUCCGAGGGCGAGGCCUGCACUGCUCCCAAGAGCUUUGACUCGGUCAUCAAUGACCCUGACCAUGCCAUCUACGGCAACAACAUCCAGUUCUAUGGCGAGUAUACUCCAGACAACGCCGCCAUUGCCUCGGGCAAGCUCAAGGCCACCAACAAGGGCUUUGCGCACGAGCAGAUGCGUCUCUACGAGGCCGAGGCCGAGAAGGCCGACCUCGUGAAGCAGGUCAUGCACUACUACACUGAAGACCAGGUGCCUGUCCUGACUUCCCUUGUCAAGGAGUACCUGACAUUCAACCACUGGCACUCCGAUAUCCCCGGAAACACAAACCCUAACCGCGCUGCCCUUGUUUCCGGUACGUCACACGGCCACGGCCUCAACGAUGAGGGCUUCGACAAGCACGAGCUCCCCAACCGCUCGCUUUUCCAGCAGCUCACCGAGUCCGGCCACUCAUGGAUGAACUACGUCGACCCCGACGGUGGCACUGGCCCCGACGCCGGCUUCUUCGACUGGACCUACAAGACCGGCAACGACGAUAAGAUCGUGCCCCUGGCGAACUUCUACCACGACGCCGCCAAGGGCAACCUCUCCGAGCUCACCUACCUCAACCCGUCCUGCUGCGGCGUCGGCACCACUUCCAUGCACCCCUCCGGCCUCAUCUCUGAUGGGGAGACCCUCAUCAAGUCCGUUUACGACGCCCUCCGCGCAAGCCCGCAGUGGAACAACACCCUCUUCCUCCUCACCUUCGACGAGAGCGGUGGUUUCCACGACCACGUCCCUGCCCCUCUGGCCCCCCGCCCCGACAACCUCACUUUCAGCCUCGAGACCCCCAACGGCAAGAACUAUACCUUCCCCUUCGAUCGUCUCGGCGGCCGUAUCCCUACCCUCCUCAUCUCCCCCUGGGUCAGCAAGGGCGUUGUUGAGCAGCAGGGCACCAACCCCAACGGCGAAACGAUCUCGUACUCUGCGUCGUCGAUUCUGCGCACCCUUGGCUACCUCUGGGACUUUGAGCCGUUCACCCCGCGUGUCGAGCAUGCGGCCUCCUUUGAGCAUUUGAUCCAGGGAUCGGCUAGACAGGAUACCCUUGAGAAGCUUCCGGAGCCCCAGCGCUUCAAGGUCAAGCUUUAG
Messenger RNA from Aspergillus puulaauensis, 1365 nucleotides. Its product is annotated as phosphoesterase superfamily protein. Gene Ontology annotation, molecular function: hydrolase activity, acting on ester bonds. Bases 1 to 1365 code for a protein of 454 amino acids. The transcript is spliced from 2 exons. Gene Ontology annotation, biological process: phospholipid catabolic process. The record is from RefSeq and is a predicted model, not a curated record. NCBI's taxonomy places the organism in Eukaryota, Fungi, Ascomycota, Eurotiomycetes, Eurotiales, Aspergillaceae.